AUGACAGUCUCUUGCAGGGCUGCCGUGGGGAUAGGGAAGUGGCUGCCCUGUGGGAGGACUCUGCUGAUGGAGCAGACCGUGUUUCAGAGAUGCUUUGACUUUCUCCCAUUCAGCAUGCUCUUUGAGCCUUUGACACCAUUUCCUGCCCUUGCGUCUGGCGGCCACGUGACCAUGAUCGAAGUAGUGUUGUAUGGUGUGGAAGGUUCUGACAGACAACAGCACAGGACCUGUGCCCGCCUCCUCUUCUCCCUCCCCUAUUUCCAUGUGUUGGUUCAAGAGGAGGAAGUCGGCCACAGUAGGGCACGCACUACCAUAGCCAGCGCUUGUGUCCGCCUGCAGGCACGCACUACCACAGCUAGUGCUUGUGUCGGGCUGCAGGCACGCACUACCACAGCUAGUGCUUGUGUCGGGCUGCAGGCACGCACUACCACAGCUAGUGCUUGUGUCGGGCUGCAGGCACGCACUACCAUAGCCAGCGCUUGUGUCCGCCUGCAGGCACGCACUACCAUAGCCAGCGCUUGUGUCCGCCUGCAGGCACGCACUACCACAGCUAGUGCUUGUGUCGGCCUGCAGGCACGCACUACCACAGCCAGCGCUUGUGUCGGGCUGCAGGCAUGCACUACCAUAGAGUUUGCUCUUCUCUACGCCACCAUCUUCGGGAAUGUGACAACCAUUUUCCAGCAGAUGUAUGCCAACACCAACAGGUACCACGAGAUGCUCAACAGUGUCCGGGACUUCCUGAAGCUCUACCAGGUGCCCAAAGGGCUGAGUGAGCGCGUCAUGGACUACAUCGUGUCCACCUGGUCCAUGUCCCGAGGCAUCGACACGGAGAAGGUCCUGCAGAUCUGCCCCAAGGACAUGCGAGCUGACAUAUGCGUGCACCUGAACCGCAAAGUGUUCAAGGAGCACCCCGCCUUCCGGCUGGCCAGCGAUGGCUGCCUGCGGGCCUUGGCCAUGGAGUUCCAGACCGUGCACUGUGCCCCGGGGGACCUCAUCUAUCAUGCUGGGGAGAGUGUGGACAGCCUGUGCUUCGUGGUCUCAGGCUCCCUGGAGGUGAUCCAGGAUGACGAGGUGGUGGCCAUCCUAGGAAAAGGAGACGUGUUUGGAGAUGUUUUCUGGAAGGAAGCUACUCUUGCGCAGUCCUGUGCUAAUGUUAGGGCCUUGACCUACUGCGACCUGCAUGUGAUCAAGAGGGACGCCCUGCAGAAAGUACUAGAAUUCUACACAGCCUUCUCCCAUUCCUUCUCCCGGAACCUGAUUCUCACCUACAACCUGAGGAAGAGGAUUGUGUUCCGGAAGAUCAGUGAUGUAAAGCGAGAAGAGGAGGAGCGGAUGAAGCGAAAGAAUGAGGCUCCCCUUGUCCUGCCUCCCGACCACCCUGUCAGGAGACUUUUCCAACGGUUCCGGCAGCAGAAAGAAGCUAGGCUGGCAGCAGAGCGAGGUGGCCGGGACCUGGAUGACGUGGACGUGGAGAAGGGCAACGCCCUCACGGACCAUACCUCAGCCAACCACAGCCUGGUGAAAGCCAGCGUGGUCACAGUGCGCGAGAGCCCUGCCACGCCUGUGUCCUUCCAAGCAGCCUGCACCUCCACAGUGUCGGACCACGCCAAGCUGCACGCACCAGGAUCUGAGUGCCUGGGCCCCAAGGCGGGCAGUGGCGACUGUGCCAAGCGCAAAGGCUGGGCCCGCUUCAAAGAUGCCUGUGGGAGAAGUGAGGACUGGAGCAAGGUAUCCAAGGCAGAGUCCAUGGAGACACUGCCCGAGAGGACAAAGGCGUCAGGCGAGGCCACACUGAAGAAGACAGACUCCUGUGACAGCGGCAUCACCAAGAGCGACCUGCGCUUGGACAAUGUGGGUGAGGCCAGGAGUCCCCAGGACCGGAGCCCCAUCUUGGCUGAGGUCAAGCAUUCUUUCUACCCCAUCCCCGAGCAGACACUGCAGGCCACAGUUCUGGAGGUAAAACACGAGCUAAAAGAGGACAUUAAGGCCUUGAACGCCAAGAUGGCCGCCAUUGAGAAACAGCUCUCCGAGGUACUCAGGGUACUAAUGUCCAGAGGGCCCCCCCAGUCUCCUCAGGAGACGUGCGAGCUCUCCAGGCCCCAGUCCCCAGAGUCAGACAGAGACAUUUUUGGAGCAAGCUGAGAGGAUCAUUUCAAAACAAACAAGUCAAAGACAAAAGCCUGUCCCUUUGCCCUUGACACCCCCACCAUACCACCCACAUGACCAACAACUUUCGAAGUAGGCUUCUCCUGACAGGAAGUCAAAGUGGGACCAGGUGGCAUAGGUGCGGAUGUGUGGUCUCUGGAAAAUAGAAGAGGGGACAUGGCGGGGUACCCCACCUGGGAGAUGGCAGCUGCACCUAAACAGCCACUGACAGCUAUGGAAGAAGGGGUGUGCUAAUCUACCUAAAGAGCAUUUCCUUUAAAAUGUUUUACCAACGUGAUGUUUGUGAAAGAGUAAAACUCCCAGGAAGGGGCAUCAGCCUGGUACAAACU
This is a messenger RNA of Acomys russatus (golden spiny mouse), 2495 nucleotides long. RefSeq names its product potassium voltage-gated channel subfamily H member 1-like. The transcript has 7 exons. NCBI's taxonomy places the organism in Eukaryota, Metazoa, Chordata, Mammalia, Rodentia, Muridae. Gene Ontology annotation, biological process: potassium ion transmembrane transport; regulation of membrane potential. The record is from RefSeq and is a predicted model, not a curated record. Gene Ontology annotation, cellular component: membrane. Gene Ontology annotation, molecular function: delayed rectifier potassium channel activity. Bases 1 to 2142 code for a protein of 713 amino acids.